UUUGCUUCGGUUGAUGCCCGUCUCAUUGGUGCUCUCGCUUGUCGAGUGAGGCUAUCUCCGCGGAGCGCUGAGCUGUUGGGCGUGUACUUGUCGGAUACAGAUAUGAAAAUGGCUGCCUACAAUGAGGAUCAGAUCGCAGAGUUUCAAGAGGCAUUCCAAAUAUUUGAUAACAAGGGGGAUGGCCAGAUCCAUGUGGCCCAGAUUGGCGAUGUGCUGCGUGCCCUAGGGCAGAACCCCACUGAGGCAGAGGUGAAGAAGCUGUGCCAGUCUCACCGGCCAGAGGACCGCAUCAACUUCGAGGUGUUCCUGCCCAUCAUGCAGACCAUCACCAAGCAGAAGUCGGCCGACACCGCCGACGACUUCAUCGAGGGCCUGCGCCACUUCGACAAAGAAGGCAACGGCUACAUCUCGUCUGCCGAGCUGCGGCACCUGCUCACCACCCUGGGCGAGAAACUCUCCGACGAAGAGGUGGAGCAGCUGAUGACCGGCCACGAGGACUCGCAAGGCAACGUUAAUUACGAGGAGUUCGUGCACUCGGUGCUGAGCGGCUAGAGGCGUGACGGCCGCGGGCGGCGGCGCGCUGCGCGGCCGGGUGCCGGACGGCCGGCCCCACCGCCCGCGCUCGCGGUCCGCGCCGCCGUCGGAUAGUGAACGGAGCGACGCCACGCUAUCUCUGAUCCGUAAUCGCAGUCUGUCCCGGUGUGGGGUGUGGCGCGGCACGGAGCCGAGCGCCGCGCCCGGGUCCCGCCAUCGCGGGCGCCCCAGUUCGCCGUCUUGGAGCGGGCCGCUCGCCGGCCAGGUGCUGAGAGUCUUCGCAGCUAGCGGGCGCCGGACCGUCGGCCGCGGCGGGCCGCCGCCUGGCUACGCCGGCCCGGCCAGCCACCCGCCCUGCUUGCGGUCCAUCGGCAGGAAACGUGGGCGGGAGAGCGACGAGUCGUUAAUGCUUGUGUCGACUAACAGGCCUGUGCGAUAUUUAUUAUUCACGUUUUCCGGUUCGGUCGUACUUUAUGCGUCUCUGGCGGUCCUCUUGUGGCCCGGCUGUUUGCAGAUGACCUUGUCGCCUGCAGCCCCGCAGGCCCGCUGGAAGCCGUGCCUUUUGCGUCGAUUCGGACAAGGUGUACCCCUGGGGCGGUCGGACGCGUGCUCGCCGAAUCCCGGGGCUAGCAACACAUUCCUCGGUUGUGGUCGCCAAUCCUGCUGUGUUGUGCUAAUCACUUUUGUAGCGCCAGGACGACUGUUUUUGGCAGAGGACGGCCUAAAUUAAAAAUAUACUUUUCUAGACG
Molecule: messenger RNA, 1283 nt
Organism: Pollicipes pollicipes
Lineage: Eukaryota; Metazoa; Arthropoda; Thecostraca; Pollicipedomorpha; Pollicipedidae
Gene: Mlc-c
Product: Myosin light chain cytoplasmic
Exons: 5
Coding region: 103-552 (149 amino acids)
Cellular component (GO): myosin II complex
Molecular function (GO): calcium ion binding; myosin heavy chain binding
Source: RefSeq, a predicted model, not a curated record